This is a messenger RNA of Aspergillus eucalypticola CBS 122712, 734 nucleotides long. RefSeq lists its product as uncharacterized. The transcript has a single exon. Bases 110 to 490 code for a protein of 126 amino acids. The record is from RefSeq and is a predicted model, not a curated record. Lineage: Eukaryota; Fungi; Ascomycota; Eurotiomycetes; Eurotiales; Aspergillaceae.
UCAACGCCAACGCGAAGGAGGAUUCUGAUUUUAUCGUGCCCUGAAGGGCGGUGGCUCCAACUUUGGUGUGUAUGGCACCUCCCGAACAUAACCUGGAUGAUCCGUUAACAUGCUAAACAAGCAUUGUGACAUGGUUUGGCCACAAAGCUCAUCCUCUGAUCAAGAUUCAAUAGAUAUCAACGUCUACAAUCCAGAGAACCAUGUGGUCAUCAACAAAGCCACUGUGGCAGUCCAGCAGGCCCAAAAAGGGGACCCCAAGGGCGGGGCUGUUUGCCAACUUCAACGGAUCUGUCGCAGUAAGCAUGUUUUACGGAACUACCCAGAUGAGCCACCGAAGGUGUUUGAGCCGUUCCUCAACUCAAAAGCAUGGUGGCUACGGUACUGCCAUGCACUAACGGCACGCUACUGUCAGUUUUCCAAGCUCUGGGUAAGGUGGGCCACGCCCAAACGUCCCAGAGAGUACAGACCCCACGGAGGCGUAAUGCACUAGUCCACUCAUUAGUAACCUGAUGCGCGAUGACAGACAAUCCAUUUGCACAGUUGCUACUAAGAUUAGCGGGGAGCUUUAUGAGAAAGUGUAUGAAACGCGGCUCGAAGUCUGCAAGACCCCUUUUCAAGGCGCUGUCCUGCACUACACAGUUCAGCUAAAAUGGGUACGGCUAGUAUUCAGGCCGGUAAAGAUCGCGGAGGGAAUAUCAUGGGCCUUCGAAGUUUCCCAUGGACUGUAAGUUUCU